Molecule: messenger RNA, 6273 nt
Organism: Trichosurus vulpecula (common brushtail)
Lineage: Eukaryota; Metazoa; Chordata; Mammalia; Diprotodontia; Phalangeridae
Gene: BIN1
Product: bridging integrator 1
Exons: 19
Coding region: 209-2005 (598 amino acids)
Biological process (GO): regulation of endocytosis
Cellular component (GO): plasma membrane; synaptic vesicle; cytoplasm
Molecular function (GO): tau protein binding; phospholipid binding
Source: RefSeq, a predicted model, not a curated record
UCGCUCUCUCUCCCUCUCUCGCUCUCUCCCUCUCCCUCUCCGGCUCUGAGGCUGCGAGAGAGCGCGCGGCGUCGGAGGCGCGGAGCUCUAUGUAGGCUUUAGCCCGCUGCAUUAGUGCACCCGCCUCCCGGGCACACGCACACCUACCUAGAUUUAAUUGGCAAUUAAACUAGUGUUGGGGGAAAGAAAAGAAAGGCUGGAGGACAAGAUGGCUGAGCUAGGCAGUAAGGGAGUGACCGCAGGGAAAAUAGCCAGCAACGUACAGAAGAAACUCACCCGAGCGCAGGAAAAGGUCCUACAGAAGUUAGGGAAGGCAGAUGAGACUAAGGAUGAGCAGUUUGAGCAGUGCGUCCAGAACUUCAACAAACAGCUGACGGAAGGGACCAGGCUGCAAAAGGAUCUCCGCACCUAUUUGGCAUCUGUCAAAGCAAUGCAUGAAGCCUCUAAGAAGCUCACGGAGUGUCUGCAAGAGGUGUAUGAACCAGACUGGCCUGGGAGAGAGGAGACAAACAAAAUAGCGGAAAACAAUGACCUACUAUGGAUGGAUUACCAUCAGAAACUGGUGGACCAGGCACUUCUGACCAUGGACACUUAUCUAGGCCAGUUUCCUGACAUCAAAUCUCGAAUUGCUAAGCGUGGGAGGAAGUUGGUGGACUAUGACAGUGCCCGCCACCAUUAUGAGUCUCUUCAGACUGCCAAAAAGAAAGAUGAAGCCAAAAUUGCCAAGCCUGUCUCGCUGCUUGAGAAAGCUGCCCCCCAGUGGUGCCAAGGGAAACUUCAGGCUCAUCUCGUAGCUCAAACUAACCUGCUCCGAAAUCAGGCUGAGGAGGAGCUCAUCAAAGCUCAGAAGGUAUUUGAGGAGAUGAAUGUUGACUUGCAGGAAGAGUUACCAUCUCUGUGGAACAGCCGUGUUGGUUUCUAUGUCAACACGUUCCAGAGCAUUGCUGGCCUGGAGGAGAAUUUCCACAAGGAGAUGAGCAAGCUGAACCAAAACUUGAAUGAUGUGCUGGUGAGCCUGGAGAAGCAGCAUGGCAGCAACACAUUCACUGUCAAGGCCCAGCCAAGUGACAAUGCCCCCACGAAAGGGAACAAGAGCCCCUCACCACCACCCGAUGGUUCCCCAGCUGGCACCCCUGAGAUCAAGGUCAACCACGAGCCUGAACCAGCCAGCCUGGACACUCCUGGGGCUGCCAUCCCCAAGUCGCCAUCUCAGCUUCGAAAAGGCCCACCAGUCCCACCGCCUCCCAAACACACUCCGUCCAAGGAAAUCAAGCAGGAGCACAUUAUCAGCUUGUUUGAUGACAAUUUUGUCCCCGAGAUCAGCGUGACCACCCCCUCACAGUUUGAUGCCCCUGGGCCUUUCCAGGAAAAUGCCAGCCUGUUGGAUCUGGACUUUGAUCCCAUCCCACCAGUUGCAAGCCCUGUGAAGGUGCCUACGCCCUCUGGUCAGUCAAUUCCAUGGGAUCUCUGGGAGGCUGCAGAGAGUCAAGCUGGCAGCCUGCAGUCUGUGGAGCAGGGCCCUGCUGAUAGCGCCACCGAAGAGGGCGCAUUUCCCGUGGUCUGGCCCAGCCAGACCUCAGAGCCUGGGCCAGCCCAACCAGGAGAUGUGACAGAGGCUGGCGGGACGAAACCAGUGGCAGUAACUGAAGAAGCCAAUGAGACGGCGGCAAGUGACGGGGCCUCUAGCUCCCUGCCUGCUGUGGUGGUCGAGACCUUCCCAGCCACUGUGAAUGGAACUGUGGAGGGCAGUGCUCCCUCCAAGAGGUCUGACAUGCCCCCGGGAUUCCUGUUCAAGGUCCAGGCACAGCAUGACUACACAGCCACUGACAGUGAUGAACUACAGCUGAAGGCUGGUGAUGUGGUGCUGGUGAUUCCGUUUGAGAACCCAGAGGAACAGGAUGAAGGCUGGCUGAUGGGUGUGAAGGAGAGUGACUGGCACCAGCAUAAGGAGCUGGAGAAAUGCCGCGGUGUUUUUCCUGAGAACUUCACGGAGAAAGUCCAGUGAGAGUUGGAGUCAUCACUCUUCUUUCAAGGGGAGUGAAGCCAUCUUUUUUCCCUCCCCCCAAAAAUGUGUCUUUCUGGUUUUUUUCUUUUUUUUUUUUUCUGUUGGGGAAAAAAUAGAAAGAAAAACAAGGAGAAAGAAGAGGAAGAACAGAAGCCGCAAAACAUAAUGGAUGACAGCCAAAAUUUGAAUUUGUCAGGAUGAUGUUUUAAAAGUGUUAUUUUGCAGCUGAUGUAUCCCUGUAGUUGAGUUCCAGGGCUGAGAUACUCCUGCUCAGUUCUCAGUAGCAUGUGAGCCUUGAUCAGGGAACACCCACCUGGGUGGGAGAGUGACCUUGUUGGAGACAAACAACAGGGGAUACCUAAACCAUUAUGCUUGCCAGCCACUGUGGCCCCUCCCAGGGUGAACACCAUACACCCAUUUCCCUGGCAGCUGCUGUUGGCAUGGGUGUUUACAGGCAGCCCCUCCUCUUAUCUUGGCUCCAAAGAUCCUUCUCCAACCCCACUGACCAGGACAUCUGUUGUGCUGUUUGACAAUAAACCUAGUGACAGUGUUAAACGAAAACAACAAAAAAAUGCCAUCAUAAAACUACAAGAAAAAAAUCAAACCAACUAAACCCAAAACAAAUUGUGUGUUUCUUUUUUCUCCUCUCCCCUCUGCCCCCAAAUAAAUAUAAGUGGACUGUGAUUUGGGAUUUUAUACUGUGAUGAAGGAAAAGCUAAAGCAAACCUGCAUUUAAUCAGAAGGAAACCUCAUUCCUUCCAGCUGAAGCUUGACACCUGGAGGUUUUCCCCUCUGAGUGGGGACAAUUAAUGUGAAAGUGACCACUGGUCAGUGGUUCAAGAAAAGGAGGAGGAAGUGUGCUGGGGAAAAAGAGGCAAAGUUGGAGAUGGAGGCAGCCUGUUUUUUUUUUUUAAAUUAUAGCCUUUCGAAAUAGAACCUUUUUAUUAGUAAGAGAGUGCAGCGCUUUGGAAACUCAGAUCUGCCCUUUAUUUGUUGUUCUUGAAUGGGGUUGACAUUUUCCUAUGGAGAAUUCUGCAGACUGGCCGGUGUUAGAGCCACCUUCCUGGUCCUGUGGGUCAGAGCUGUAUGAACUCUUUUAAGCCCUAUUUAAUAUUGAUGCAUGGCAUUCUUAUCCUGUGGUUAGUUGCGGGGAGAGGUCUGCGAAGGGGAGGGGACUCUAUGAAGAGGUGAAAGGGGUGAAAAUUCAGGCAUUCCCAUUUCUCCAUGGCUUUGCUUUGGCUUCUGCAGGAGGGAAGGGGUUUGUGUUGGUCAAAACUAAGGAUACUUGAACACGGAUGCAAACAAACCAAUACCACCUCUCUCUCCUGUUCUCCCUCCUAGUUUCCCUCUCCCUCUCUCUCCCUCAUUCUCUUUCCUUUUGAUGUAAACUCUUCUUUUGGGAAAACGCCAUUUAGAACAGGUGGGGCCUCCAUGCUCAAGCUUCAGCCAGUCUGAACAAAGUUUGCCUACAUGGGCAAAAACAGCCACUGGGGGCUGCUGGUGUAGCUUUUAUCAUUGCUCAUAUGAUGAAUUGGGGUAUUGGGGUGGAAGGGAGAGAUCCAGGAGCCAGUUUUGUGUUCUAGGGUAGGUUGAGUUCACUUUAAAGGGUCAUCUUCUGCAUUUUGCUCAGUGUUUUAUUUUUAAAAUGAAAAAACAAAAAAAACCUGUACUCCAUUGUCGUGUGUGUGUGUGUGUGUGUGUGUGUGUGUGUGUGUGUGUUUGUCUCAUCUUUCUUCUCUACCUGUUCAUGGAUGGCCGUCAUAGCUUGCCUCUGACUGGAACAGCUUGUCAUGAUUCUAGUAUCCAGCAGUAAGGCAGCCUUGCAAAUAGCCACCCCUCCCUCCCCCCAACUUGCCCAGGGACAAAGGCCAGCAAACAGUCAGGCUUGUGGAAGCAGCUUCUUUGGGUGGUGUUCCCCAGGGUUCUCCUCAGGGAGGGUGGGCUGGGAAAACUCUAUGGGCGGCUGGUUUGGGUACUUUAUCUGCAAGGCUGACUUAGUUAUGUGAUGGUCAUUCCUUAAGAAUGUUACAGUGUGCUUGCCUUGUUAGUUGAAAAAAGAGUAGUGAUGUUGGUUUCUCUUUUGCAAAAUCUGAACAAUGUAAUGAUCGAUCCAUGUGAAACUCUAUUUUUAUGCGUUUGUAAACCUGGUUGAAUCUUCUCAGAGCAAUGUUUUAAAAUAUAUAUCUACAUAAAUAUAUAACAGAGUAAAAGCAAGUGAAUUGGGUUAAUGCCAGAAUCUUAGCUUAAAUUUGUUUAUUUUUAUGCAAAACUUGUGGCCUUUUUUUUUUUUUUAAGGCAGCAGGAUUAUAGUUUCAUCCUCUGAGUGAUCUCCUGGGGUUAUUUGUUUGGUUGGCACUUCAGCAAAUCUUUGUGUAGUACAUAUAGCUGUAGACAGUCAAACAGAGACCCUUGUUUGAGGGGUAGGGGAAAUGUUUUUUUUUUUUAAUUUUAAGUUAUCUCCAGAAUGGAAACCAAAUAAUCAGAUUUCUUUCAUUCAAUAAACAUUGAGUUCCUCUUCUGUGCCUGGCCCUGUGGUGCAUGUAAAAGAUAAGAUCUAGCCUCUCUCAGAGCUUCAGGUCCAGUAGGGGGGACACACAAAUAGCUAUACCUGCAGCAAAGAACCAUCGGUGAGUUACGGAGGAAUUGAGAUAGGAGCUGAAAGGUGGGAGAAGUCACUUCCCGCUGGGCUUUCCCUCCAAUGCUAUGGGCCCUUGGAUCUGUAAAAAAGAAAACCAUUUUCCCCUGUACACCAUUUUCUGCUGGGUCAUACAUUCAUUCCUAAGAGCUGCCAGUGGGAUGAAGCCCAACUCAGUGUGACUUUGGGCAAGUCAUUUGCCCUCCUUGAACUUCAGUUUCCUCAUUUGUAAGGAUGAGGAGUUGAAGGAUUUGGUCUCUGAGGUCCCUUUCACUCUAAUUCUAUUCUAAUCCAAUCUAAUCUAACAGCAGCUUAAAAGAAACCUAUAUAGAAAGUAAAUGCUGACCCUAGAAAGCUGGGUCAAGCUUUCCUGGUGGAGAUGGUUGCUUGGGGGUGGCAGUGAACUUGGUACAAGAAGGGAUGGAUGAAAGCCUUAAUAUUCAGGUUAUCCUGAUAAUUCACUUCAAUAAACAUUAAACACCUACUGUGUGCUAAUCACAGGGGGAAAAAUGUGAGAUGGCCUCUGCCCUCAAAGCCCCAACAAGAAGCAGCCCUGUUUAGCUGAGGAUGGAUCUCCUUAGUUUAAGGGGGAAAUCACAGUUGUCUUCAUGUGGAUACCCUGUUGCUUUCUUAUCUUCAACACUCUUCCUUGUGUUAGGGAAUUCAUUGUAAAAUCACAUCUGUUUUAGGCCUUACUUGGGGGCUUAAUAGUUCUCAGGGUAGCAAAAAUCUCUCCUCAGAAGACAGUCUCAUCCAGAGGCAGAGAGCCCAAGGGCAAGACUGAAGGGGCGCAAAGGACACCUUAAUAUUGUUUAAUAAAAAUGCAUAUACUUUUGAUGCCAGAAAAUGCUGUUUUGUUGGCAUGUAACUAUUUUGUGUUGUUUAUAUGUCUCCUAAGUGGGGAGCAAUGUUUAGGGGAGAGUAACAAGCAACGGUUUUUAAAGCUUGCCUAAAGUCUACAUGUAUUCUCCUAGCUCUGGAGGGUGUUGUGGGGGAGGAGGUCAGGACAAAGGCUUGGAAUAAUCCACCAUGGAUGAUUGAGACCAGUCUACUCCCCAUCUCCAGAACAUACCUUAUGCUUUUCCUCCUGCCUCCCCAUACUUAUUCUACCAUAUCGCCCUCCCUGGAAGGCCAUUCCUGUUAUGCUCAUUCAGAUUCUGCCUGUUCUUCAAGGUUCAACUCAGGUCCCACAUCCUCCAUGAGCCUUUUGGCUUCUGAUACUUUAACUUUUUGUACAGCAUUAGGGAAAUCACUUUGCCUCUCUGACUUAAGUUUCUUCAUCUGUGAAACGGGAGUAAUUCUAUUGAUCACUUCGAGCACAGGAUCAUCCCAAGGAAAAUACUUUGUCAAUGUUUAUCAGCACUAGAAAAAUGUGAAUUGUCUCUCCUGACCAGAGAGAUCUUUUCCUUCUCCCAAAUUCCUCCCUUAGACUUUAACUGUGUGACUUAUUUGGUGUUUGGCUCACACUGCUAAUAUAAUAUCUGAUUGCAUUAAACUAAAUGAUAAAUCCUAUCAGAGCAAGGCUCCUCAUGUUUUUGGCAUCCCUUCCAUAGCAAAUGACAAUCGAUUGCCAAAGCCCUUGCCAAACGUGGAGGGUAAUUAUUACACAUGUGGGUACUUCAGUGAAUGAAGG